Molecule: messenger RNA, 5802 nt
Organism: Vanderwaltozyma polyspora DSM 70294
Lineage: Eukaryota; Fungi; Ascomycota; Saccharomycetes; Saccharomycetales; Saccharomycetaceae
Exons: 1
Biological process (GO): flocculation
Source: RefSeq, a predicted model, not a curated record
AUGCUUAUAGUUCCUUCAAAUUGGUUACACACAUUUUGGUCAACUUUCCUGAUAUGGAUUGUGAUAGUACCUUUAGCGACAUCUGUUUCUUUAACUUCAUCUAGAUUCUUGACACAAGAUUUAACAGGAACUACAUGGUCGACAAUUUCUACACUCAUUAAAACUGUUUCCGGAACAGACAACAUAGAAACUACGGAAACUAUUUACUAUAUUGCAUUACCAAGUAAUUUAUUCUACUCUACAUCAACAGUUAUAGAUUGGAAACAAACCACUGCACAUACUAUAUCCACAAAUUAUAAAACUUAUACAGGGACCGAUGGAUCUACAACCGUAGUGACCACUUAUGUAGUUGGGACUUCUCCAGCUUUAGCAUCUGCUAGAUAUACUACUUGGAGCAAUUCAUAUACCUCUUGGUAUUCUUCUAUAUUAUCAAUUAGUGAUGGAACAACAUAUACAAUAGUUGAUAUAUAUGUUCCUGUGUCGUCUGUAACUGCAACAUCAUAUACCCAAGGUUUUGGUCAAUCAUCUUAUACAUAUGGCAGUACUUCUACAAAUGAAAUUGGUCCAGAUUAUUACUAUUAUAAGAAGGACAUAAUCAUAGUUAACUUACCAUAUAUAACUGACGAGGUUACUUUAACCACAGUAGGUUCUUUCUCAUUCUCGCAAUGGUCGACGCUUUCUAGUGAAAUGGUUACAACCACAGGUGCAGAUGGUCUAACUACUAUAUCUACCGUAUAUUUAGUAGCUAUUCCAACAAAUCUUAAUAAUUUCAGAACGUCAACAGUGAAAACUUUGGGAUCAGGAAAUAAAUCAACUACCUAUUCAACCAAGACAACACUAAUAAGUGAUGGGAAUGGAAAUGUGACAACAGAAACUGUUUAUUAUGUAAUGACACCAUCAAGAAUUUCAACAUCAAUUACAUAUUCAACUUGGUCCCUAGAUCAAGUUUCAACUUAUAGCACAAACGUGAAAACCAUAACUUUUGCUAACUCGGAAGAAGUCACAGAACUUUUAUAUUAUGUUUAUACAACAAAAGAAUAUACAACAUCCACUACAUACAUUUCAAACAGUAUUUCAGCUGGAACCACUUUUAAAACAAUUACAACUACGUUUUUAAACGAUGCUAAUAAGGAUAUAAACCAAAUACUGUAUUAUGUUUAUAGAGAUGAAGUAUCAACCAGCAAUUCGAGUGACUCCGUUCAUUCAUUAUUAUCUUCUUCUGGUGUUGAAUCUUCUUCUGGUAUUGAAUCCUCUUCAGUUGCUGUAUCAUCAUCUGGUGUUGAAACCUCUUCAGUUGCUAGAUCAUCACCUGAGAUUGUAUUCUCUUCUGCUAUCGAAUCCUCUUCAGCUCCUAGAUCAUCAUCCGCAGUUGAAUCCACUUCUGCUGUCGAAUCCUCUUCAGUAGCCGUCUCAUCAUCUGGUGUUGAAUCCUCUUCUGCUGUCGAAUCAUCUUCAGUAGCUAUCUCAUCAUCUGGUGUUGAAUCCUCUUCUGCUGUCGAAUCCUCUUCAGCCGCUAGAUCAUCAUCUGGUGUUGAAUCCUCUUCUGUUAUCGAAUCCUCUUCAGUAGCUGUCUCAUCAUCUGGUGUUGAAUCCUCUUCUGCUGUCGAAUCCUCUUCAGUAGCCGUCUCAUCAUCUGGUGUUGAAUCCUCUUCUGCUGUCGAAUCCUCUUCAGUAGCCGUCUCAUCAUCUGGUGUUGAAUCCUCUUCUACUGUCGAAUCAUCUUCAGUAGCCGUCUCAUCAUCUGGUGUUGAAUCCUCUUCUGCUGUCGAAUCCUCUUCAGCCGCUAGAUCAUCAUCUGGUGUUGAAUCCUCUUCUGCUGUCGAAUCUUCUUCAGUAGCUGUCUCAUCAUCUGGUGUUGAAUCCUCUUCUGCUGUCGAAUCCUCUUCAGUAGCCGUCUCAUCAUCUGGUGUUGAAUCCUCUUCUGCUGUCGAAUCAUCUUCAGUAGCUAUCUCAUCAUCUGGUGUUGAAUCCUCUUCUGCUGUCGAAUCCUCUUCAGCCGCUAGAUCAUCAUCUGGUGUUGAAUCCUCUUCUGUUAUCGAAUCCUCUUCAGUAGCUGUCUCAUCAUCUGGUGUUGAAUCCUCUUCUGCUGUCGAAUCCUCUUCAGUAGCCGUCUCAUCAUCUGGUGUUGAAUCCACUUCUGCUGUCGAAUCAUCUUCAGUAGCUGUCUCAUCAUCUGGUGUUGAAUCCUCUUCUGCUGUCGAAUCAUCUUCAGUAGGUGUCUCAUCAUCUGGUGUUGAAUCUUCAUCUGAAUCAUCUUUAGCUUCUAGAUCUGCUUCUGCGUUUGGUUCUAGUACAGGAUUUAGUAGUUACAGUGUAAGAUCGUCAAGUGCUGUUGAAUCUUCUUCUGUUGUCGAAUCUUCUUCCGCUGUCGAAUCCUCUUCUGCUGUCGAAUCCUCUUCAGUAGCUGUCUCAUCAUCCGCUGUUGAAUCCUCUUCUGCUGUCGAAUCCUCUUCAGUAGCUGUCUCAUCAUCUGGUGUUGAAUCCUCUUCUGCUGUCGAAUCCUCUUCAGCCGCUAGAUCAUCAUCUGGUGUUGAAUCCUCUUCUGCUGUCGAAUCCUCUUCAGUAGCUGUCUCAUCAUCUGGUGUUGAAUCCUCUUCUGCUAUCGAAUCCUCUUCAGUAGCUGUCUCAUCAUCUGGUGUUGAAUCUUCAUCUGAAUCAUCUUUAGCUUCUAGAUCGGCUUCUGCGUUUGGUUCUAGUACAGGAUUUAGUAGUUACAGUGUAAGAUCAUCAAGUGCUGUUGAAUCCUCUUCUGCUGUCGAAUCCUCUUCAGUAGCUGUCUCAUCAUCUGGUGUUGAAUCCUCUUCUGCUGUCGAAUCCUCUUCAGUAGCUAUCUCAUCAUCUGGUGUUGAAUCCUCUUCUGCUGUCGAAUCCUCUUCAGCCGCUAGAUCAUCAUCUGGUGUUGAAUCCUCUUCUGUUAUCGAAUCCUCUUCAGUAGCUGUCUCAUCAUCUGGUGUUGAAUCCUCUUCUGCUGUCGAAUCCUUUUCAGCCGCUAGAUCAUCAUCUGGUGUUGAAUCCUCUUCUGCUGUCUCAUCAUCUUCAGUAGCUGUCUCAUCAUCUGGUGUUGAAUCCUCUUCUGCUGUCGAAUCAUCUUCAGUAGCUGUCUCAUCAUCUGGUGUUGAAUCCUCUUCUGCUGUCGAAUCCUCUUCAGUAGCCGUCUCAUCAUCUGGUGUUGAAUCCUCUUCUGCUGUCGAAUCCUCUUCAGUAGCCGUCUCAUCAUCUGGUGUUGAAUCCUCUUCUGCUGUCGAAUCUUCUUCAGUAGCUGUCUCAUCAUCUGGUGUUGAAUCCUCUUCUGCUGUCGAAUCCUCUUCAGUAGCCGUCUCAUCAUCUGGUGUUGAAUCCUCUUCUGCUGUCGAAUCAUCUUCAGUAGCUGUCUCAUCAUCUGGUGUUGAAUCCUCUUCUGCUGUCGAAUCCUCUUCAGUAGCCGUCUCAUCAUCUGGUGUUGAAUCCUCUUCUGCUGUCGAAUCCUCUUCAGUAGCUAUCUCAUCAUCUGGUGUUGAAUCCUCUUCUGCUAUCGAAUCCUCUUCAGUAGCUGUCUCAUCAUCUGGUGUUGCAUCUUCAUCUGAAUCAUCUUUAGCUUCUAGAUCGGCUUCUGCGUUUGGUUCUAGUACAGGAUUUAGUAGUUACAGUGUAAGAUCAUCAAGUGCUGUUGAAUCCUCUUCUGCUGUCGAAUCCUCUUCAGUAGUUGUCUCAUCAUCUGGUGUUGAAUCCUCUUCUGCUGUCGAAUCCUCUUCAGUAGUUGUCUCAUCAUCUGGUGUUGAAUCCUCUUCUGCUGUCGAAUCCUCUUCAGUAGCCGUCUCAUCAUCUGGUGUUGAAUCCUCUUCUGCUGUCGAAUCCUCUUCAGUAGCCGUCUCAUCAUCUGGUGUUGAAUCCUCUUCUACUGUCGAAUCCUCUUCAGCCGCUAGAUCAUCAUCUCGUGUUGAAUCCUCUUCUGCUGUCGAAUCCUCUUCAGUAGCUGUCUCAUCAUCUGGUGUUGAAUCCUCUUCUGCUGUCGAAUCUUCUUCAGUAGCUGUCUCAUCAUCUGGUGUUGAAUCCUCUUCAGCUGUCGAAUCAUCUUCAGCCGCUAGAUCAUCAUCUGGUGUUGAAUCCUCUUCUGCUAUCGAAUCCUCUUCAGUAGCUGUCUCAUCAUCUGGUGUUGAAUCCUCUUCUGCUGUCGAAUCCUCUUCAGUAGCUGUCUCAUCAUCUGGUGUUGAAUCCUCUUCUGCUGUCGAAUCCUCUUCAGUAGCCGUCUCAUCAUCUGGUGUUGAAUCCUCUUCUACUGUCGAAUCCUCUUCAGUAGGUGUCUCAUCAUCUGGUGUUGAAUCCUCUUCUACUGUCGAAUCCUCUUCAGUAGCUAUCUCAUCAUCUGGUGUUGAAUCCUCUUCUGCUGUCGAAUCUUCUUCAGUAGCUGUCUCAUCAUCUGGUGUUGAAUCCUCUUCUGCUGUCGAAUCCUCUUCAGUAGCCGUCUCAUCAUCUGGUGUUGAAUCCUCUUCUGCUGUCGAAUCCUCUUCAGUAGCUGUCUCAUCAUCUGGUGUUGAAUCCUCUUCUGCUGUCGAAUCCUCUUCAGUAGCCGUCUCAUCAUCUGGUGUUGAAUCUUCAUCUGAAUCAUCUUUAGCUUCUAGAUCUGCUUCUGCGUUUGGUUCUAGUACAGGAUUUAGUAGUUACAGUCUAAGAUCGUCAAGUGCUGUUGAAUCUUCUUCUGUUGUCGAAUCUUCUUCCGCUGUCGAAUCUUCUUCAGUAGCUGUCUCAUCAUCUGGUGUCGAAUCCUCUUCUGGUGUCGAAUCCUCUUCAGUAGCCGUCUCAUCAUCUGGUGUUGAAUCCUCUUCUGCUGUCGAAUCAUCUUCAGUAGCUGUCUCAUCAUCUGGUGUUGAAUCCUCUUCUGCUGUCGAAUCCUCUUCAGUAGCCGUCUCUUCAUCUGGUGUUGAAUCCUCUUCUGCUGUCGAAUCCUCUUCAGUAGCUGUCUCAUCAUCUGGUGUUGAAUCCUCUUCUGCUGUCGAAUCCUCUUCAGUAGCCGUCUCUUCAUCUGGUGUUGAAUCCUCUUCUGCUGUCGAAUCCUCUUCAGUAGCUGUCUCAUCAUCCGCUGUUGAAUCCUCUUCUGCUGUCGAAUCCUCUUCAGCCGCUGUCUCAUCAUCUGGUGUUGAAUCCUCUUCUGCUGUCGAAUCCUCUUCAGCCGCUGUCUCAUCAUCUGGUGUUGAAUCCUCUUCUGCUGUCGAAUCCUCUUCCGCUGUUGAAUCCUCUUCUGCUGUCGAAUCUUCUUCAGUAGCUGUCUCAUCAUCUGGUGUUGAAUCCUCUUCUGCUGUCGAAUCCUCUUCAGUAGCCGUCUCAUCAUCUGGUGUUGAAUCCUCUUCUGCUGUCGAAUCCUCUUCAGUAGCUGUCUCAUCAUCUGGUGUUGAAUCCUCUUCUGCUAUCGAAUCCUCUUCAGUAGCUGUCUCAUCAUCUGGUGUUGAAUCUUCAUCUGAAUCAUCUUUAGCUUCUAGAUCGGCUUCUGCGUUUGGUUCUAGUACAGGAUUUAGUAGUUACAGUGUAAGAUCAUCAAGUGCUGUUGAAUCCUCUUCUGCUGUCGAAUCCUCUUCAGUAGUUGUCUCAUCAUCUGGUGUUGAAUCCUCUUCUGCUGUCGAAUCCUCUUCAGUAGCCGUCUCAUCAUCUGGUGUUGAAUCCUCUUCUGCUGUCGAAUCCUCUUCCGCUGUUGAAUCCUCUUCUGCUGUCGAAUCUUCUUCAGUAGCUGUCUCAUCAUCUGGUGUUGAAUCCUCUUCUGCUGUCGAAUCCUCUUCAGUAGCUAGAUCAUCAUCUGGUGUUGAAUCCUCUUCUGCUGUCGAAUCAUCUUCA